Penicillium macrosclerotiorum is the source of this 2862-nucleotide messenger RNA. Its product is annotated as tubulin gamma complex associated family protein. NCBI's taxonomy places the organism in Eukaryota, Fungi, Ascomycota, Eurotiomycetes, Eurotiales, Aspergillaceae. Gene Ontology annotation, molecular function: microtubule minus-end binding; gamma-tubulin binding. The transcript has 2 exons. Gene Ontology annotation, biological process: microtubule nucleation; mitotic cell cycle; cytoplasmic microtubule organization. The record is from RefSeq and is a predicted model, not a curated record. Bases 1 to 2862 code for a protein of 953 amino acids. Gene Ontology annotation, cellular component: gamma-tubulin complex; spindle pole; centrosome.
AUGGACUCAGGUGAUCAUCUGCCUGACCCAUUCUCCAGUGAAAGCCUCUGGAGGCUUUCCAAAUUUAGUAUUGAGGCUUUGCAGCCUCUAGAGGCUUUACCGUGGGACGCAGACUUGUCAGGCAUUCUGGACUCGGGUUUCAAAAACGCAUCUUGUGAAACUGGCAACAUUGAGUCAGUAUGGAAGCUUGAUUCCUUGUCAAGCAAUCUCGAAUCGACUCCAUCUUUGACUGAUUCAGUCGCCGACCCUUUGCCUGAACUGCAGUCUGAUGCGCCGACCGAUGACCGCCAAGAUAAUGACGAGGUCGAUGAUAUCUGGAAGUUAGAUUCACUACAGGAGGAGACACCCUAUAUCGCGCCACUCAAGACAUGGGAAAGAUAUCAAGAUCGCUCAUUUUGUGAGCCAGUGUCGGCAUAUUUCAGCGAGUCGGGUGCCGGGGGAUUUGAUGCUGUCCUGAGACGCAAAGCAAACAGCAAAGGGCAACAAAUCGAAGAAAAAUUAGUCCGAAAUGAUAUUUUCAUUCGCUCGCUAUUGCGCUUGGGACUCGGAUGGAGCUCAGCUCUCUUUCGAUACAACAAAGAAACAAAAACAUUUGAGAAAUCCAUGGACAGCAUACGUGUGUCCGGCAUGACCUCAUCAGUGCUAGAUACUGUGAUAACGGACGUCUUGCAGUGCGGAACCCAGAUGCAACAAGUCCGGACGUUUGUCCAGAACGCGCCAACCAAGCCCAAAGAUCUGCCCUCCUUGUCCACUUUGAGAGGAACCGUCGCUGUCAUUAUCUAUAACUUGGAACAACAGAUCAUAAGUUAUUCAAGCCAAGUGGUCUCAGUUUUGCAGAUCAUGACGCUGUUCCGAAGAUGUGGCGACUUGAUCGGUGCUUUGUCCGAUAUUGUUCAUGCAUCAGAGACGGCUUCUUCUGAUGCCCGGAUCAUAUCGAUAGUCAUGGAACGAGCUAUGUUCUUUGCGCACAGAUUUGGGUGGAUGGAGAAUCUUGUGCAAGAGAUUGUGAUCCGCAUACUAGGGCCCUGGCUUGGAUUCGUCGAGUGUUGGAUUGGAUUGCGGCCCAAGGAAGAUUCACUUAAUGAGUUGCUAGCAAGGGGAAGGACAUUCGUUCAACUCGAACAUCAUAACGACAAUACCAAAUUCAAAACUGGAUCUGCUCGGUCUGAGUACUACUACCAGGCCGAACAUAUGCCAUCCUUUAUCCCACGAGACCAAGCACAGACAAUUUUUGAGAGUGGAAGAAGCUUGCGACUUUUAAAAAAGUCACAUCCACAUCACCCUAUUGCCCGACACGAUGUGCUUGCCCGAGCAGGUCCUCUUCAUCUACACUGUGCGACUACAUGGAAUGAUAUCGAGCGUAUCCAGGGAAGAGUCAAUGAGUAUGAAUCGAAUCUCCGCCACGAAAUUUUGAAAUACUAUAGCGGACAGUCGGAUGUACAAACUAUUGCCUUCGAGCCUGCUUUUCGGAGUGAUGACCACCCUGAUGACGACCAGGUGCUCGAGAAAACCUUUGAGUUGUUUGACAUAGAUGAGGGAGAGAAUGCGUCGAGCUCUGUCAUAGGACAGAAGGCGCUUUCGAAUGAUAAGGUCGGCCAAUUCCUUCAAGAGGCUAGAGACCCAAGCUACAGUUCUGAGGAUGCUGGCGCUCAGUUUGGUCCAGACCUGACAUCUGGUAUCUAUCUAUCUCUCGCGCCGAUCAUUUUCUCCCAGGCGCAACUUAUUGAUUUCUCCUGUUUACAUCAUCUGUUUAAAGAACACAGGGUUCGGCACCAUUUGAACCUCCAAUGGCGAUUCCAACUGUUGGGAGAUGGUUCAUUCGCUUCUCAUCUCAGCCAUUCUCUUUUUGAUCCCGAAAUGGCAAGUGGCGAACGAAAGUCUGGCGUGGUUCGUAGCGGUGUGCACACGGGAUUACGCCUCGGCAACCGUGAUACCUGGCCACCAGCGAGUUCAGAAUUGCGGCUCGUUCUUAUCGGUCUUCUCGGAGACUGUUAUUUCUCCGAAGAUGAUACCGAUGCCACCGAAACACCCCAAAACCGAGGUAAAGAACUCCCAGGUGGGCUCAGCUUUGCGAUCCGCGAGUUGACAGACGAGGAGAUCGAGCGUUGUCGGGAUCCCAACGCAAUCGAAGCCUUGGAUUUUCUCCGCCUACAAUACAAACCGCCUGAAGCUCUUGAGCCCCUCAUUACGACACGUUCCUUGAAAAGAUAUGAUCGUCUAUUCAAACACUUACUCCGUCUCCUUCGCAUGGUAUCUGUUGUCAAGGGAAUUGUCCGUGAUUCAACUGCGCGGGGCUCUCUUUCCGGGGACACCCACAAUGUCUUCCAACGAUUCCGAAUCGAAGCUCAACAUUUUGUUCUUGCAAUCAGUGACUACUGCUUUCAAAUCGGCAUUGGGUCGACCUGGAAUCACUUCCAGAAAACUCUCUCCCGUAUUGAACAUUGUCUCGAUCACGGAGAUAUUGAUGGCACAAUCGAAGCAGCUCACUCUGUGCCUCGGCUUCGCGAUUUCCAUGAAGACGUUCUCGACCAGAUGCUCUUUGCAUUCUUCCUCAGCAAGCGUCACGCACAAGCCGCCAAGCUUCUGGAUUCAAUAUUCAGCACCAUUCUUGCUUUUAGCCCAUUGUCUAAAGCAGAUGGGCUAAACGGUCUUCGCCAUGAAAGUGAGGGUACUGUUCUGCAUCUGUAUUCGACUUUCCGCAAACAGAUGUCAGCGUUUCUUGGCUAUUUGCGUAGCCUAGACUCGGGCAAGGGAUCUGCAAAAUCCAUGGCUAAAUCAGAGGCCUUCUUCUCCUCGCGUAUCGAUCCAACCAGUGUCUUUGAACAUAUCCGUCUCAGACUAGAUGUAAAGGAAUAUUAUUGA